AAACAAUAAUUAUACUAAAAUAUAAGAUCUUUUGCUCAUGUCGAACACCUUUUGCUCAGAACUCCACUAAUGUAUUCCAGUUCAUAUUUAUUUUUGUUAAUAUACAAAUAAAAACUUUAAAGGUUCUCUGAAACAUAAAUUUGUAUCGUUGUGUAGGCCUAUGUGAUGUAACAUCAAACUAAAAUUCAUAUCAUAAUUUUUUUUCUUAGGCAAGAUGAACAGUACCUCUUACGGCAAUACCUCAGUGAUUGAUGAAACAUCAAGUGAAAACUUUACGACGGAGAAGCCUAACUGGGAUGACGUCAUACAGUUACACUCUUAUACUUCUACGGACCGAAUUAUCAUUUCUAUCUUCAUGCCAAUUGUAGUCAUCGUAGGCAUAAUUGGUAAUAUAAUCACAAUUGUUGUUAUUGCGAAUCAUCGGAGGCUUCGCACAGCCGUUAACGUGUACCUUGCCAACUUGGCAAUAGCUGAUACGCUGUUCCUAAUGUUGGCACCUGAUUUGAUAUGGAUUUCUUAUGUUAGAACUUCAGUGCACGAUGUGUUUGACAUUGGAGCUGACAUGCUUUGGUUUUGUAGAUUAAAUAUCUACAUUGUAGACACUGCCGUGCAAGUGGCAAUUUUUACAAUAUUCUGGAUGUCAGUGGAACGUUUUAUGGCAAUUUGCCAUCCUUUGAAAUUUCGUAGCAAUAAAUUUGGACAGCCUUCAAGAUCUAUAACCAUCUGUUGCAUCAUGUGGUUGGUAUCACUGUCAUGGCAGGCGAGAAAGUUUGUCUGGAUAAAUUUAGUGUCCUCCCAGUUACCAUGGCCUGAUAUGUACAACGGAAUCCCGAAUUCUACCACAGCGUGUGUUUACUGUGCAGAAAACUGCGAAAUUUCAAAUCAUCUAUUUGUAGCAGAUAUUUUCCUAUCAUUAUCACUUAUUGUUGUCGUAGUUGCUUUGUAUACAGCAAUACUUAUCACACUUAAAAGGUCACAUUUCACAGCGAAAAAUUCUACGGGUAACAAAUCCCGAUCCAAAUCGGAGAGAAAAGUGUUCAUAACUGUCUUUCUGACAGUGGUAGUCUAUGUCACUUUCAUGGCACCAUUCGGAAUCCUUAAUCUUGUAAUCUACUACACUGAUCUAAACAUUAACGUCAUAGUCAGUCUUGUGAAUAUAUUGCGUGUUGCUGCUUAUACGAAUUCGUCGGUAAAUCCGAUUAUAUAUAAUGCUAUAAACGAAGUGUUUAGGAGAGCGUUUUUGGAUGUGUUUUGUUGCAAGCGUAGAAGCAAGACAACAACUACGGCAACUUCAAAGCACGUAAUAACUACAGUAUCACUGGCGACUUCAAAUCCUGCAUAUGUGCAUGAAUAGACGACGUUGACGAAGAAGUUGUCUGUAAAAGUCUAAUCACAAAAACAUAUUUUUGUUUUACCUACAGAAUUUUAAUACAUAAAGUAAUAGCAGUAAUCACAGUAAGCUAAAAUUUUGAUGCUGAAUGAUGAGAUCCAGAGAUGUGAUGAUGCAUCUCAGUGUUAGAGUGUGUGGUGAGACCUCACAUGUGGCCACCAUAACAAAAUAUUUAAUGUUCGGGUACGAGUGGCCAAGCGGUAAGACAGGGGCGCUGCCAGCUACAGCCUUAACAUCGGCGCUGGUCCAGCCGCUCCUUUCCAAUGGUUCGGUUGGUAGAACCAAGUCUUCUCGGAUAAGGACUUAAAAUGGA
Molecule: messenger RNA, 1703 nt
Organism: Anneissia japonica
Lineage: Eukaryota; Metazoa; Echinodermata; Crinoidea; Comatulida; Comatulidae
Product: kappa-type opioid receptor-like
Exons: 1
Coding region: 215-1354 (379 amino acids)
Biological process (GO): G protein-coupled receptor signaling pathway
Cellular component (GO): plasma membrane
Molecular function (GO): G protein-coupled receptor activity
Source: RefSeq, a predicted model, not a curated record